UCGGGGAUCUUGCGGACAUAAGCUUUUAAUGGCUGUUCCUCUGGAUCUUUCGCGGGAAUUCCCCACGUGUUGAUUCAUGUGAAGUAACGUAACGUGUACACGCGGACGUCGGAAGCAUAUGCAUUUUUUUGAAUACAUCAUAUGAUCAACAAGGAGGAACUGCUUCACUAUCGAUGAAAAGACUAGGCAACAAUAAACUACUGAUGAUUGUUAGCACCCAUCAAAUCAACUAGUGGGUCAUUCCGCUGAGAGGCGAGAGAGGUUCCUGUGACUCCUCUGGAUUUGCCGUGACGCGUAGUGCUGCCUGAUGUUUGUGUGCCCACUGAGGCGAACGAGAAAGGGAACCGAGGUGUCCACACAAAAGGAAUAGCUGUCCGAAUAUAGUUUUUACGUUAAAGAAGCACUAUGGAUGAAGAGGAGCAGUUUGUGAACAUUGAUCUGAAUGAUGACAAUAUCUGCAGUGUAUGCAAGAUAGAGACGGAAACAGGGACCUUAUCUUUCUGCCAUGUCUGCUUUGAACUCAGCAUUGAAGGUGUCUCCUCUGCGACCUUGUUACAUUCAAAGUCCCUGCGUGGCCACAGAGACUGCUUUGAUAAAUGUCAUCUCAUUGCCAACCAGAAGCUGUCACGUUCCAAGGUCUCUCGAAGUGCAUACGAGGGCAUGAAGCUGGCCCUCAGCCAGAAACUGAACCGCAUCAUCCAGUAUGCACAGAACAAAGACUCUGUCUCCUCCAAUGGCCUCAGCAGACGGGGGACUAAGCUUCUUUGUUAUGGCCAGCAGAGUGACCGUAAGUUGCUGCCUCAGUCAGAUGCCCAGGUGCCCCGCUACACGCCCUGCUGGGACACGGGCAAAGCAACAGGGCUUCCUGAUUAUGCCAUGGGGAUGUUGGAGUGCCACACAGCGGAGGAGCUUGGGCUUCUGCAUGAGUCACAAUCUGGCGUUUGGUCCAGUGAUGGCAGGACAGGACUACACAGCCGGAACCACUCAUCAGGGGGAGGACAGACACAGCUCAGACACCAGGGCCACAGCCGAGAUGAAUUGACUAAAAUGAGUGUGGAUGAGCUCCAUCAGCUGAAUGCCCAGCUACUGAUGCAAAUUCAAAAGGUCUUCGAGGAGCUGACUGUGGCCGUGCAGGAGAAAGACUCAUUGGCAUCAGAGCUGCAUGUGCGUCACAUUGCAAUCGAGCAGCUCUUUAAGAACUGUGCCAAGCUUCCCUGGCUGCACAUUAGCAGGGCUGGGGUUAAGGCCAGCAGCAGCAGCGGCCCCGUGGAGUGAAGUGCAAGGUGGGGCAUCUGUCUCCGCUGCUUGGAUUAAGCUGACAAACACUACAGCAUGCUGGCUGCAGCGAACUGAAAUGCCUUCAUGUAUACUGAGUGACUUCUGUGACACUAUGGUGACACUGAGCACUGCAUUAGAGCAGCAUUAAGGGCUGGGUUGACAUGGCCUCCGUUCUCGUUGCUGGUCUCACAGGCAGCCUGAACGCCGGCCAACCCAAGUACCUAGGAUGCAUGUUAAUACCAAGUGGGUCUCAGAGUGUCCUGGCUACGGUACAAGUUAAGGACAUGUCCUUACUGCACAUGGUCCAUAAGGAAUACCUUUUAAGAUUUAUCUUAAUACAGACUGGAAAAAAACAGUUUGUCUACAUCAUUUUACAUAGACGGUUGCUGUUGGUUUUAUUUUCUUUUGUUAAGUUUGCUGUUGGCCAUUUCAGUUUUCAUUGAUCUAUUUCAUUUCCUGUAGAUACAUUUUCAAAUUUCUGUAGAAAGGGGUUAGCCAGUCAGAAGUGAGUUACAGUAUUUUAUAACAUGGCUUGGGCGAAUACCUUAUGCAGAUUAGCUGGAUGGUUUCCAUCAUAUUCGUACCAUCAGGCACUGCCAGUAACAGUUUGAUUACUGUUCUUAUGUAACGUGCCAACAAGGUUUAAGCUUUUUUAUGCAGCUGCACCUUGGCAAUAUAAUGGCUUGAAACAUGAGUUUUGAGUUGCCUUCCAACUGCCAAAGUUGACAGAGGUCCUCUGAAAUGUUGGCAAUUUUAUAGAUCAGAUAGAUUCAACAGUAGUGGGUUACAUCUACUGGAGAGAAUGCAGAUAAUUAUAUAUACUAAUAAAGAUCUGCUGCAUUUCUUUUGAACAAUAUAAAUAUUAUCGAAAACAUUGAAAAUAGUGAGACAAAAAAAUAUAACCUACUGAAAACAAGUAUAAUUUGGAGAAGAGUAAGUGCAAGACAACAUCCAAAAGUACCCUAAAGCAUCACUGCAACAAAGACAAAUCAGAGUGUGAAAUCGACAAGGCUGUACUAGCUGUGCAGGUUUUAGUUAGUGGGGGUUAUGACUAUUUUAGGAGUGUCUAUGAAUUAAUACAUUGUAACAGCUGGUUGGCAAGCUGCAAGUGGAAUAUAAUAUACCCUCUCCAGAGCUUAAAGAUGAGAGGUAUUUUGUUUUGAACUUCGGGGUUUAUAAUAACUUUUAUGCUGUUGAAAUUUACUGGAUAUUUAGUACAGAGCUGCUUGUUGUCUGUGGUAUAGCUGUUAAGCACAAGUCAUAUGUAUGGCUAUACUUUGAAUGAGCGCUAUUGGAAGAAGAAACUAUUGCAACCCAGCUGCCCAACCAAAGUCUGUAUUUGUUUUUUGUUUCACAUGUGAAUUGCAAGCAUUUGACUUAGAUUACAUUAACAGAGGAAGAUGCAAUGCCAAGCUGAUUUAAAAUGUGGCUUAGUUAUUUACUUCUAUGUUUGGUUCAGUGUGUGUAAUAAUGAAUCAUAGAUUUUUACUCUAAAGGUGUUGAUGUGGAAAUGGUUUGUUCUCUAGUACACAGUGUGUUUUAUUAUCAUUUCUUUUGUUUAUCAUUUUCUUUUUCUGUUCAGUGUUAACUUUUGUUGCCCUCUCUCCUACAUUGAAGUAUGAGAGCCCAGGUUGAUGUCACAGCAAUACAAAGGCACAGUUUGGUCUACUGUGCCUCUGGGAGUCCCUGAUUGUUGAACAAAAGGAGACAUAGAGGACGUAGGGAUGGUAUUAACAGUCUGUAGUUACGGUCAGUUUAUUAUUCAGGAACCCUAUGCAAGAAAGAGACAAAUAAAUCAGAAGCCUUAUUAAGCAGAAAUUACAUAAACAAAUAUUGUUUAUUUGAGUUUUUUCUCAGAGGAGGUCAGAGCUACUUAAAGAUAAGAUGCGGAAAGAUAAGAUUAUAAUCAAAUUGAUGUUUAGAAAAACUCAGCAUUGUCAGUGUAUCUCUUUGCUCUCUCUUUGUAAGAGAUUAAAUGUGUUUGACCCCUUUAGGGUUUAAAGUUUAAAAGUUUUAGCUCCAUUUUAAACUUCUAUCUUGAUUUUAUUUGGAUAACUGUAUUUAGUGUGCUUGAGUGCUUGAGAGUUUUCAGAUUACUGGUCCUUAAUGCAGAUUUCCAGUCAUUUGGUCUUCAGUUGUAUGUUUUUUUUAUUUUUUUAUUUGUGUUUUAAAUAUGAAUGCUGUGUGUUUUUGUAUACUGUGGAAACAUGCCUGGGCCUGUGCCUCUGCUCGGCAGAAAAUUCAGGCUGCCUGUUUUUGGUUGUCUAUUUUGGCAGUCUCAUUAUCUUUUACUGGAGAUCUAAGCAUACCUGUUAGACUUCCACCUCUUUCCUUUUUAGACUUGACUCUUCGUUCUUUUGUUUUCUAACGUGAAACAAGGCUGCAUUUGUCUUGCGUGGUGUUUUACAUUCUAUUUAUUGUGUGUGUUCAUUGACAUUACACAGGCUGUGGGAUUUGUGCUUA
Messenger RNA from Xiphias gladius (swordfish), 3741 nucleotides. It is a transcript of the gene c17h21orf91, whose product is annotated as chromosome 17 C21orf91 homolog. Bases 406 to 1275 code for a protein of 289 amino acids. The record is from RefSeq and is a predicted model, not a curated record. The transcript is spliced from 6 exons. NCBI's taxonomy places the organism in Eukaryota, Metazoa, Chordata, Actinopteri, Istiophoriformes, Xiphiidae.